Molecule: messenger RNA, 1734 nt
Organism: Oikopleura dioica
Lineage: Eukaryota; Metazoa; Chordata; Appendicularia; Copelata; Oikopleuridae
Source: the annotation of a GenBank genome assembly
AUGAGGAUGGCACGUACGAAGAGUAAUAAAAUGGCGAAAAUCAAGGAAGAGAAAAAAUUAAAAUUUAAUCGCUGCUUGGUUUUAUGCGAACCCUGCUCACGAAGAAUCUGUACAUUUGACAUAAAAAUUCGUAAAAUGACUGGCAGCUCACAUAGACAACUUAAAAGAGUGAAACUGUUCUUUAUGGCGGCAGCACUUAUUCCUGAUUCGAGGGGAUUUUGUGAAAAAGUAAACGAAAAGCUCCAGGGAAGCGAGACAAUUAGAAUAACAUUCGGAAAUGGAUACUUGGCAGUAAGAAGCAAAGCUGUCAAUGAGAAACAACAAUCAAUUUUACUACAUGGUCCUGAACUGAACGAAUACUACAAGGAGACAAAACAAGCCAUUGAUUUCUUAGUAAAUUACGACCAAUUCAAGAAAAUGCUUGGACAAGUAGAGAAGAUGGAAAAGAUUUACCUUGUUGUCGAUAUUGGUGAAGAACCAGAUUUGAGAAUAAUCGGCGAGGAAAGCAAACGAAUGAAACAAUGCUUCAUUGAUGCAAUUUCAUUUGCCCUACCGAUAGACGCACCGAACACAGAAUGGGAAGACAUCAAAAAUAUCCCUAGAAUGGAACUGCCUCAAGAACUGCGCGAAUUGAUGUCCGACCAGCGACAACGCACGGCAGAUAAUAGCUACAAGUUAUUUCUGAAGCAGUUGGAUCGAAUCACGACGAGUGAGGAACAUGCAUACCUUUAUAAUAUGAUGCUUCAGAUCAUGCAAACCAUGAUUAUGGCUCAACCAAAUCAUUCGAUGAUAUUUUCUUUCGAGGAAAAGGCCCUAGUUAUCCAAUCCUUCGACGAAAAUAUGUACCAUUACAAGAAACUCGUAAUCCCAGAGCAAAACAUCGACCAAUAUGUAUACAAGCGGCGGAUAAUUGAAGUUCACGAAAUCGUCGAGCUUAUCAAUGCGCUGGAGAAAUUGGCAUCAAAGAAAAAAGAAACACACGUGUGGCUACAACUUCACGGAGAAUUCGACACUGAACUAACUUUCACCGUGUUCGGAGAUGAUAUUCAUUACAAGCUGACGCUGAGAACAACUUUGAAACUCGAAAAGUGGAACGUGAACGUUGUUGAAAGAGAGGAGGAUUGCAAAGUGCUUGUAGCACGAAAGCAAUUUUUGCAAAUUCUCGAUUUGGCACAAGCCGGGGACGUGAUGAAAAUCGAAGUAAGAGGACCACGAGACGUUCGCUUCUUCUCAAAGAAUAUGGAAAAAACGAUCGAAAUCACUUUUCCAAUCAAGGAUAAUAAACUUGUCGGAAUCAGGGUCGAGAAUGCAAAACCAAUAUCCAGCUUGUUCAAUGCAAGUGCUUUACGAAUGAUGGCCAAAGACAUGGACAUAAUAAAAUUUGUGACGUUCCGCAUGUACGAAAUGGGCGAGGCAGCAGUUGUCAAUUUCACGACAGAAAAGUUCAAUCUUCUUGUGUUGAUGCCUUCAAUUGCGCCUCCGGAUGGUAAUAUGCCAUUCGAAGAGUUUUACGACAAGUUGCGAAUUUACGAAAACGAUUCUAACGCUAAGCUUGUUAAUCCCUCAAUCGCCAGCGACGAUAACAAGCAAGCAUCCCCUUCGAACACAAUCAAGAAAGAAGAAGUAUCGUCAAAGAAAAGAAAAGCCACUCGUGAGCAGAACGUAGAAAAUUUGGAGAAGCCCUCAAAAAUAAAACAAUCUAAAAAAGAAAACAGCAAACAUCCUGCUUCGUAA